This is a messenger RNA of Cokeromyces recurvatus, 408 nucleotides long. RefSeq lists its product as uncharacterized. The record is from RefSeq and is a predicted model, not a curated record. The transcript is spliced from 3 exons. The annotation marks the transcript as partial. NCBI's taxonomy places the organism in Eukaryota, Fungi, Mucoromycota, Mucoromycetes, Mucorales, Mucoraceae.
AAAUACACCUUUUCUCAAAAUGAUGUCGCACUUUCAAGAAAGAAUAUGCCGCACUUUUCAGAAAAAAGAUAUCGUAUAAGAAUCAGUACUCUUUUUCUCUUGAAGUACUUUUGUAAUGAGCAAUUCGCUUUAUUUCGAGGAUGGGCAAGGGAACGUUUUGGAUGAAGAUGGAAAUGAUCCAAUGGAUAUUACUGAGAAUGAAGAUCCGUACAAGUUAGAUGAGCUUACAUCUUAUAGCGCUUAUAUUGCAGCUAGAGACAAGUUUAUGAUGGAAGUUGAUCAGGAUCCAAAUUGCUCAGAAUAGAAGACGACUAAGAAACAAAAAAAAAAAUCUGAUAAAGAACAAACGUGUCAGUAAUGAAGUUAAGGCACAUGCCAUUCACUUAGUGAAUAUUCAUCCAAAAAAAA